GGCUUAGACUCAUCAAAUACAUAGCCUCCUCUCUAGAGGCUAUAGGUAGUAAGGGAUAGAACAUCCACACAUCUUCAAAAAAUACAUCAUAAUAAAGUCAGCCAUGUUUACACUGUAUUAGUAACACUAGUCCAGUAACUUGCACUACGAUAUGAUGGGGUCUACAAUCAGAAGAGGUACCUUGAUAGUACUGGAAGGCUGCGAUCGCAGUGGCAAGUCCACACAGGCGCGCAUGCUAGUGGACAGUCUAACGCAGGAGGGCCAUCCCUCUAAGCUCAUGCGCUUUCCUGAUCGCACCACCACACUUGGUAAAACAAUCAACGACUACCUCACCAGUGCUGUGGAGAUGAGUGACCAGGCCAUCCACUUACUGUUCUCUGCUAACAGAUGGGAGGCUAUGAAGCAAAUGGAAGCAGAUCUUAAUGCGGGGACGACGCUGGUAGUGGACCGCUACGCCUUCUCUGGUGUUGCGUUUACCGCCGCAAAGGGAUUGGACCUGCAAUGGUGCAAAAACCCUGAUACUGGGCUGUAUGCACCAGAUGUAACGAUAUACAUGGAUCUCCCAGUGGAUGAGGCCAUGCGAAGAGGUGGCUUUGGUGAGGAACGAUAUGAGAAAGAGGACUUCCAGAACAAGGUGGGGCAAGUAUUUAUGCAACUCAGGACGCCAGAGUGGAAGAUUGUUGACGCAAGCCCAUCCAUCGACUCUGUGCACACCACACUUUUAGAUAUAGCGAAAACAACGAUAGACAGAGCAGCCAAAUCUCCACUGCAGAGGCUCCAGUGGUAAUCAAAAGUAAAUUAACUUAAAAACGUUCACCU
Messenger RNA from Sphaeroforma arctica JP610, 819 nucleotides. Its product is annotated as thymidylate kinase. Gene Ontology annotation, molecular function: ATP binding; dTMP kinase activity. Gene Ontology annotation, cellular component: nucleus; cytosol; mitochondrion. Lineage: Eukaryota; Ichthyosporea; Ichthyophonida. The record is from RefSeq and is a predicted model, not a curated record. Gene Ontology annotation, biological process: dTDP biosynthetic process; dTTP biosynthetic process; dUDP biosynthetic process. The transcript has 6 exons. Bases 152 to 787 code for a protein of 211 amino acids.